Messenger RNA from Nicotiana attenuata, 4775 nucleotides. RefSeq names its product probable receptor-like protein kinase At5g61350. NCBI's taxonomy places the organism in Eukaryota, Viridiplantae, Streptophyta, Magnoliopsida, Solanales, Solanaceae. The transcript has 20 exons. Gene Ontology annotation, biological process: protein phosphorylation. The record is from RefSeq and is a predicted model, not a curated record. Gene Ontology annotation, molecular function: ATP binding; protein kinase activity; protein binding. Bases 319 to 4545 code for a protein of 1408 amino acids.
ACUUUACCUCUGAAUCCUUUUUUCCCCAAGUGAAAAAAUUGGGGUACUUUAUUCUUGAGAACGAAAGCUCUCCCAGUAACGCCAAAAUCGUAUACGAUUGAAAAAAAUUCUAGAGAGAGAGAAAGAAGACCAAGAUGAGGAUAGAGAGAGUGAAGGACCACGUAAACGAAUACAGUCCAUGUAUGUAAUGAAGGAUUCUUGGGAGAACACGAUACAACUACAAUUCGCCUUUAUACCCUUCUUCACCUGCAAUUAAGUUUCUUCAGUUCAGUACUAGUACUUCUUCUAUUAUAGCUCUCUUAAUUUUUCUCGCUUACAAUGUCCGGCGACGCUUCUGCUUCUGUUUCUGUUUCUUCUUCUGGGUUUUGUUUGGAGGGCCUUGAUGAUGUUCAAGAUUAUCCAUGGGCCAAUGAAGGAGAGCCAUCUAUGUCGUGGGACAGGUAUAGUCAUCUAUAUGAUAUAGUGCAAACGGGCAACAAAGCAUACCGUGAGAACAGAUGGGACGAGGCUAUCAAUUGUUACACAAGAGCUAACAACACUAGGCCAAAUGAUCCUAUUAUUCUUAGCAACAGAUGCGCUUCAUACCUCAGGUUUAGCCAAUUUCUGAAAAGUAGAACUGCAUCAGAUUCAGAAUACAGGCCAUUGAGUGGGUUGGAUCCUACAACACUUGCUGGGCUUGCAUUAAAGGAUGCUGAGAAGGUGAUGCAUCUGCAGAACAAUUCAGUAAACUCAUAUAUUCUGAAGGCAAACUCACUCAUUUUGUUAGAAAAAAAUGAGCUAGCCCAAGAUGUAAUCCGUUCAGGCCUUCAAGUGAAUCCUCUAAGCAAUCCCCUUCUAAAUUUGGAGAAAUCGAUCAAAGCUACACUUGGAACGAGAAGCCACGGGAUACCACAGCGCAGUGAUGAUUUUGACUGUACUCUGUGCUUAAAGCUAUUAUAUGAACCUAUAACAACUCCUUGUGGACAUUCUUUUUGCCGUGCAUGCCUCUUCCAAUCAAUGGACCGAUAUAACAGAUGCCCAUUGUGCCGAACAGUUCUUUUCAUUAGUCCCAGAACAUGUGCAAUCAGUGUAACAUUGAAUAACAUAAUAGAAAAGAAUUUUCCCGAGGAAUAUGCUGAAAGGAAGGCUGAGAAUGACAGUCUUAUAAACCUUGGUGUUGACUUGCUGCCUCUUUUUGUCAUGGACGUUAUUCUACCAUGCGAGAAGCUUGCACUUAACAUUUUUGAACCUCGUUACAGACUUAUGGUUAGGAGGAUAAUGGAAGGAAAUCGUCGAAUGGGAAUGGCUGUUGUUGAUCCUACGACGGGUUCGAUAGCUGAUUAUGCUUGUGAAGUGGAGAUUAUAGAAUGUGAGCCACUUCCAGACGGGCGUUUCUAUCUGGAGGUUGAAAGUCGACGUAGAUGUCGCAUCGUACAAUAUUGGGAUCAAGACGGGUAUCGUGUUGCGGAGGUUGAAUGGAUACAGGAUAUAUGCCCAGCGGAAGGAACAAGAGAGAGGCAUGAAUUACUGGAGAUGGCAAAUAAGGCGGCGGCAUUUGCUCAACAGUGGUUGAGGAACGCACAAGAAGUGGCAGGAGAUCGUAGACGCGCAGAACUCUUCAAAGCUGAAGGAUUGAUGCCAUCGCCACAGGAUCCUGAGCGUUUAAGUUUUUGGCUUACAACCCUGACCAGUCGUAGACCAACAGAGAAAUUAGACCUGCUUCAGAUAAGAGAUACACAUGAGAGGAUAAGGCGAGGACUCCUAUACAUGAAAGCAGAAGAACAAGGAUGCCGACUGCAACUGUUGAUGCUACUUGUAUCAAUGACGCCGAGUUCUGCUGGUUUCGAGGCUUAUUCAAGAUCAUCAAUUUUUAGCCAUUUCAUUAAGCUCACAAUAUUCUUCUUGACCUUUACAAACAUAAACGUGCUACUCUUACACUAUUUGCUAUCCUUAUGUCUAUUCAAAAAUUCUACUAGUAAUUCUAACAUCAAGAAUCUUGCUCUCACACAACAAAAUAUGAGAGGAAGAAAACACCAUUUUGUCAUUUUUGCUUUUCUUGUACUGUAUUUUGCAAAUAUAGCCACUUCAACUUCUAAAGGAAAAUUUACACCAGCUGAUACUUAUCUGAUCAAUUGUGGAUCCCCUGAUACUACAUUGCUUGAUGAUGGAAGGACUUUUAAGUCUGAUCCUCAAUCUGCUUCUUACUUGUCUACUGAUCAGACUAUUUUAGCUUCUGUUAAAUCUUUACAAGAAAAGGUUUCUUUUUCUUCUGAAUCUUUGUUGUAUCAAACAGCAAGAAUAUUUGAAAGUGAAUCUUUGUAUAGAUUUCUUGUUUUUCAACCAGGCAGGCAUUGGGUGCGUUUGUAUUUUUAUCCUCUUUCACAUCCAAAUUACAAUCUAACAAGUGCUAUGUUCAGUGUUUCUUGUGAUAGUAUUGUUUUACUGCAUGAUUUCUCAGUGAAGGAUACUAGUAAAACACUGUUCAAAGAGUAUCUUAUUAAUAUUACUUCAUCUCAAUUUACCCUCAAAUUUUCACCUCAGAAGAAAUCUUUUGCUUUUAUCAAUGCUAUUGAGUUUGUCUCAGCACCAGAUGAUCUCAUUCCUGAUUCAGCUGCUGCAGUUUCUCCUGUUGGUGAUUUCAAUGGCUUGUCUAAAUUCGCGUUUGAAGUAAGUUAUCGGCUUAAUAUUGGAGGGUCAAUUGUCACACCUAAAAAUGAUACAUUGUGGAGGACAUGGUUGCCUGAUGAUCAGUAUAUGGUGUUUCCACAAGGAGCUCAGAAUGUGUCGGUUCCUCCUAAGACGAUCAAAUAUCCGGAUGGAGGUGCAACGCCUUUGAUUGCUCCACGUUGGGUUUAUGCCACAGCUGAUAGGAUGGCUGAUGCUGGGGUUGCAAACUCGAAUUUUAAGCUAACGUGGGAGAUGAACGUUGAUCCGAGCUUUUCCUACUUGAUCAGAAUGCAUUUCUGUGAUAUUGUUAGCAAAGGCCUAAAUGAGUUAUACUUCAAUGUCUAUAUUAAUGAGAUAAUGGGGGUCUCUAGUCUUGACCUCUCAACACUCACUUCAGAUUUGGCCACCCCUUAUUACAAAGACUUUGUGCUCAAUGCCACUGCCAUCACCAAUGGCUCGAUCAUCGUGCAGGUGGGGCCCGCGGCUGAUGUUCUGUCUAGCCUCCCAAAUGCCAUCCUCAAUGGGUUAGAGGUCAUGAAGAUAAGCAACAUGGCAGGAAGUUUGGAUGGGCUGUUCUCAUCUGGUGGACCGAAUGCAGGCCUAGUGCCAAAAUCUCGCGGUAUGAGAAUUGCUGCUGCUUUUGGAUUGGCAAUGGGGGUUACAGCAAUAGUACUGCUUGUAAUGGGCAUUGUUAGGUGGCGACAGAAACCAAAAAAUGGUUGGGAAAGACAGAAGACAUUCUCUUCUUGGCUUCCUCUCAAUGCCAGUUACUGUAGUUUCAUGUCAAGCAAGAGCAAGACUAGUUGUUCAACAAUCAUAUCCUCUGGCCUCAACUUUGGCCGGCUUUUCACUUUCAAUGAAAUCAAGAUUGCAACAAAAAACUUUGAUGAAAAGGCAGUCAUUGGUGUUGGAGGCUUCGGAAAAGUCUACCUCGGUGAAUUGGAAGAUGGAAUAAAACUCGCCAUAAAACGAGGAAAUCCAUCAUCCUCACAAGGUAUAAACGAAUUCAGAACUGAAAUUGAGUUGCUAUCCAAGCUUAGGCAUAGACAUCUUGUUUCACUCAUUGGGUAUUGCGAUGAACAAUCAGAAAUGAUUCUUGUCUAUGAGUACAUGUCUAAUGGUCCUCUUCGCGACCACAUUUAUGGUUCCACUUUGCCAACACUAUCAUGGAGACAAAGGCUCGAAAUUUGCAUAGGAGCUGCUCGAGGACUACACUACCUUCACACUGGAUCAACUCAAGGAAUAAUACACCGCGAUAUAAAAACCACAAACAUCCUCCUGGAUGAGAACUUUGUUGCAAAGAUGGCUGAUUUUGGCUUGUCAAAAACCGGACCUUCACUGGAGCAAACGCACGUUAGCACAGCAGUGAAGGGUAGUUUUGGUUACCUUGAUCCUGAAUACUUCAGAAGACAACAACUAACAGAAAAAUCUGAUGUUUACUCAUUUGGGGUAGUCCUAUUUGAGGUAUUAUGUGCAAGGCCUGCACUUGAUCCAGCAUUGCCAAGGGAACAAGUAAAUUUAGCAGAGUGGGCAAUGCAGCAGCACAGAAAGGGUUCUCUGGAGAAGAUCAUGGACCCUAAUCUUGCAGGAACCAUUAGGCCCGAGGCGUUAAGGAAAUAUGUGGAAGCUGCAGAGAAAUGCUUGGCAGAAUAUGGGGUUGAUAGGCCUACAAUGGGAGAUGUUUUGUGGAACUUAGAAUAUGCUUUGCAACUUGAAGGAGCAUCCCCACAGACUGAUCUUCCGGAGGAGAAUGAGAAUGAAAAUUCAAAGCCAAGUUCUUCAGAACAACCUGGGACGAAUCUGAAGGCCAAUAAAGAGGAGCAGCUAAUUAACAUCAAUGAUGAUUCUGGAGUGGUGGUUGGUUCUCCUAUGUUCUUAGAAGAUUUUCAAGGAAGAUAACUGAUAUUACACCAACUCCUUUUUAUUUUAUUUUUUGAUUUUCUGCUUUUGAUGUUUUUACUUUACUUCUCAAGCAAUCUUGGUUUAUCUGUGAUUGAUUUCCUGUUUAGGUCAUGAUUGACUGGAGACAUCCCUAAGUUUGUCUGUAUAAGAGGAUCUAAUUGAGUUUCACUUUUAAGUACUUGUAGCUAUAUUUACAGAUUUAUCUUCACUCAGGUGUUAUUUUUCCA